UCAAGGACAACGUUAAGGGAAUGGGGUCUUUUUCGACCGUGGAGAAGAACUCAGAUUGUCUGUCGGUCAUGUAACGUUAUUGUUACGGUAUUUAAAACAAACCUUUUACCUCUUAUUUCUGCCUUGGUAGCCUGCGUUACCAAGAGGCAACCGCCGGCUUUGGCUACAGCUACAAUGAAUAGUAGAACAAGUACAAUCGCCGCCGGCGUGUGCGGUGCGCUAUUCCUAGGUUACUGUAUCUACUUCGACAGGAAAAGAAGGAGUGACCCCAACUUCAAGCAAAAGCUUCGGGAACGAAGGAGAAAACAGAAGGCACAACAGGACCAAUCUGGCCUAUCCAGGUUGCCGGACCUGAAGGAUGCUGAGGCUGUUCAGAAGUUCUUCCUGGAGGAGAUCCAGUUGGGAGAGGAGCUGCUGGCCCAAGGUGACUAUGAGAAGGGUGUGGAUCACCUGACCAACGCCAUCGCUGUGUGCGGUCAGCCUCAGCAGCUGUUGCAGGUGCUCCAGCAGACGCUUCCGCCGCCAGUGUUCCAGAUGCUGCUCACCAAGCUGCCCACCAUCAGCCAGCGUAUCGUCAACGCCCAGACCUCUCCUGACGACGACGUGGAGUGAGAGCCCAGAGGCGUCGGAUUUACUACCGUUAGUUUUUAUUCCCCCAGCCCGCCCCAUAAUCUCAUUCACCGGCUCCAGAGAUCCUCACAGUUGUCAAUCCCAUCCAGAACAGAACGCGGCCUCAUCCUCGCCUCCCAAAAGUGUAAAAAUGACGGCCCGUGGAAGCAUAACUCAAAUCCGAGGGGAUAGGGAUGGUCAUGUAAUGAUUUGCACUGCGCUCCAUCUUAAGCUCCUGAACUCCUGACAUGUACAUUUUCAUAUGGAUGUCCAUCCAUGGAUAUGUCUGUCUAUUGCUAAACAUUUAAGAACAAGCUUUUCGACACAAACUCCCACGUGUCUGUCCCGUGAUUGUUACUGUUACAGCUCGUUUUGAGUUGUACGUUGUUACAGGUGCUGCCCCAUCAAUAAGAAGUUUGGCAUCAUGUCUAUAUCAGGGUCUGUUAACUGUUGUGCCGAAUCAUCAUUUACAAAAAAACAAGACAGAACUAGUAAAUUCUGUUAUUCUUCAGUCCAGUAACAUGAAACAUGCAGCAUCGAAGAGUGCAAGACUUUCUGCCAGAAGCGUGAGGUUUGGGACUGACCCAUUUGGUUGCCUGGUCAACUCAAUUUUUUUUACCACAACAGUUGUUUACAUCCUUUUUGUUAUAUCACUCCGUGACGACUAAUAAUAAAUACUGGUCAUUGCGGUGACAAAUAGGAACACAUCUGUGAAAGCAACACAAAAGACUCCACACUGGUCCCUUGACCAGCUGUCUGUACUUAAGUUAUUGUUUGAAAACAGCGAGGCAAUUUUGUUAGUUUUCUUCUCUGUGGCAUGAAGGACUCCUUACUGUUGAUGGGUCAUGUUAAGGAAUGUUGCCCUGUUUUUAUUUUUACCAAAAAAAUAAUAAAGAAGGAUUGAGCUGCAA
Messenger RNA from Alosa sapidissima (American shad), 1520 nucleotides. RefSeq names its product translocase of outer mitochondrial membrane 20b (gene tomm20b). NCBI's taxonomy places the organism in Eukaryota, Metazoa, Chordata, Actinopteri, Clupeiformes, Clupeidae. The transcript has 5 exons. Gene Ontology annotation, molecular function: transmembrane protein transporter activity. Gene Ontology annotation, cellular component: mitochondrial outer membrane translocase complex; mitochondrial outer membrane. Gene Ontology annotation, biological process: protein import into mitochondrial matrix; tRNA import into mitochondrion; protein targeting. The coding region runs from base 175 to 612 and encodes 145 amino acids. The record is from RefSeq and is a predicted model, not a curated record.